Prunus dulcis (almond) is the source of this 1743-nucleotide messenger RNA. RefSeq names its product UDP-N-acetylglucosamine 1-carboxyvinyltransferase 2-like. Gene Ontology annotation, biological process: UDP-N-acetylgalactosamine biosynthetic process. Gene Ontology annotation, molecular function: UDP-N-acetylglucosamine 1-carboxyvinyltransferase activity. NCBI's taxonomy places the organism in Eukaryota, Viridiplantae, Streptophyta, Magnoliopsida, Rosales, Rosaceae. The record is from RefSeq and is a predicted model, not a curated record.
AUGAAGAACUUGGCGGCAACUCUUCAAAUGGCUUCCUGCUCUACCUUCAACCUUUCACCAAGUUCAAAACCCACAAAACCCUUACCCCAUUAUCUCCUAAAACCACUGAUUCACGAACCUGAAACCGAGACCCGAACCCAAAUCCAAACCCCUUACCCAAAGCUCAUAAUCAAUGGUCCUUCCAAGCUCUCCGGCCAUGUACCCAUCAGCGGCUCCAAGAACUCAGCUUUACCCAUUCUUGCAGCGACCCUUUGCUGCUCAGGCACUUCAAAGAUUCACAAUGUGCCCAAUUUGUUCGAUACCCGCACAAUGGCUUCGGUUUUAGCUUCUCUUGGAGCCAAAGUUGAAGUCUUUAAUAAUGAAAUAUUGGUUAACACUGAUGGGGUUGACUCAGUUGAGCCUAAAUCGGAUGAAAUUCGUAAGAUAAGAGGUGGGUUUUUCGUCAUUGGCCCUUUGGUAGCCCGAUUCGGCGAGGCUGUGGUGGCAUUGCCCGGUGGCUGCAAUAUCGGGACUCGACCAGUGGACCUGUACAUUAGAGGUCUUCAAGCUCUUGGUGCUGUUGUUGAGUUGAGGGAUGGGAAAGUUAAGGCAUAUGCUGCAAAUGGAAGAGGAUUAGUUGGAGGAAGUUUCCAACUUGAUUACGCAAGUGUUGGGGCAACAGAAACUCUUAUGAUGGCUGCAUGUAUGGCUGAUGGAAUGACUGUACUAUACAAUGUUGCCAGAGAACCAGAGGUGGUGGAUCUUGCUCGGUUUCUUAAUGACAGUGGGGCCUGUGUGGAAGGAGCAGGAAGUAACCAGCUUGUUAUCAAAGGGAAACCCCUGUUGCAUGGUUCUGAAUGUGUUAUUGCUGCUGAUCGUAUUGAAGCAGGCACAUUUAUGCUUGCUGCAGCUAUUACUCGCUCGUGCAUCUCAAUAUCACCUGUCAUACCUUGCCAAAUGUCCUGUUUAAUACACAAACUCUCGGCUGCUGGUUGCAAAAUCAGGCAAUACUCUCAUGAUACCUUGGAAGUUUCAGCAGUUUCUAGAUGUGGGGGUGAAAAUUUGCAAAGCUUUGAGGUUAAGACAGGCCCAUAUCCUGGGUUUCCUACAGAUCUUCAACCGCAAAUAAUGGCUCUGCUGACCACGUGCAAUGGUUUAAGUCCUGUAGAGGAAUCUGUAUUUGACAAACGCAUGGGUCAUGUAAGUGAACUGCUAAAGCUUGGAGCAAAAAUUCAGGUCUGUGCAAGCACUGCUCUGGUCUUUGGGAAAGAUAAUGGAAGUUUCUUGUCUGGUUCUUCCCUUGUUGCAAAUGACAUUAGGGGUGGGAUGUCACUGGUAUUAGCUGGAUUGGCCGCAGAAGGAACUACGGAUAUCAGUGGCGUUGCUCAUAUUGACCGUGGUUAUGAGAACUUAGAUAUGAAACUUCAUUCACUGGGAGCCGAUGUCAAAAGAUUAAUGCCUCUGGCUUCCUAAUUGGAAAAGUAAGAACCUUGUUCCCCAUUAUAAUUCUUUGCUCUUUCUAGCGCCUAUUGUGAUAAGUACAAAGAAUUUGUGCCAAAUUACUUUAGUAUAUUUCAGUUGCUGAGGGGGUGUACUUUAAAAAAAGGCUUAGAAUGUGUUAUUAGACAGGGCUACAUGCACAUCAGAUUGUAAGUGAUUCAGGUUAUAUAAGUAUUAUAAGUUCUUAGAGGGAUAAUGGUCAUGACAUAUGCUACGUAUUUCAGUUAUUCUAUUAAUUUAGAACUCAAGUAAUCUGCAUUUUUA